AUGCUGGUGGAGCUUCUCCUGGCACUUUCUUCACACGCAUCUGGCAGUGGAUCCUCGGCGGUAAAGCAUGCCGAUGGGGUGUUCAUCUUUGCACCGGCGGGGGUUUUCAGAUCCUGUGCCCUCCUCUUCGUGCGCCUGCUCGAUGACGACGUUCGAGCCGAGCGCGCUGAGGCUGCGCAGUUGCUCGUGGCGGGGCAGUUUCCCAUCACCUGCCUGCCCGAGACUACUCCAACGGGCUCGCGUGUGCGGAGACUGGAGAGGCUGGCCGACGACCCUGGCCCUGACAAGCUGAAAGAGCUGCUGUCCCAAUCGCAGCCCUUUUUCUUUCCCGGUGCGCUCGAGUCGUGGCCAGCUCGAACGAGAUGGAACUCCCUGGCAUACUUGGAUGGCAAGGCUGGACACCGGCUGGUACCCACCGAGCUCGGAAGCAACGUGGGGGCAGACGGCUGGAAGGAAGAGCUCAUGCCUUUCAGCCGGUUCCUUGAGGAGUUCUUGGCCCCCAGCUGCAGAGGAGCCCAUGCACAAACUGCUUACCUGGCGCAGCACGAGCUCUUCGAGCAGUGCCCCGUGCUGCGAGCAGACAUCGCCGUGCCACAGACGUGGCAGGAGGUUCUGGGAGCACCAACCCGCUGCAACGCCUGGGUGGGAACGAGCAGGACCCUGACACCUUGUCAUUGGGACUCGUAUGACAAUUUCCUGGCGCAAGUUCAAGGAUUCAAGCGGGUAGUGCUGUUGGCCCCGAACCAGCACACGAAGCUCCAUGUGCGGGUGGAUGCCGGCACGGGUGCGCAAGGCAACAUCUCUCCGGUGAACGUGGAGGAGCCAGACCUGAACCAGUACCCAGACUUUCGUGAAGCAGAAACCCUGGUGGUGGACCUGGCUCCGGGCGAUGUCCUAUACAUGCCCAGCGGAUGGUGGCAUCAAGUGCGCGCUUUGACCCCCUCCAUCUCCGUCAAUUUCUGGUACUGA
This is a messenger RNA of Symbiodinium natans, 969 nucleotides long. The record is from the annotation of a GenBank genome assembly. Lineage: Eukaryota; Dinophyceae; Suessiales; Symbiodiniaceae.